CCGGGGUGGCGGCGGCGAUUGGCCGGCCACGGCGCCCGCUCCCAGAAUGCAGCGCAUGGCGCGUCAUUGAAGAGAGACCAUGAUGGCGGCGACGCUGGGGCCCCCAGAAGUGAUCGCUCAGCUGGAGAACGCGGCCAAAGUUCUGAUGGCACCACCUUCCAUGGUCAAUAAUGAACAACGACAGCAUGCAGAACACAUAUUCUUAUCAUUUAGAAAAUCAAAAUCACCAUUUGCAGUGUGUAAGCAUAUUUUGGAAACUAGUAAAGUGGACUAUGUUCUUUUCCAAGCUGCCACUGCCAUAAUGGAGGCAGUCGUCCGAGAGUGGAUUCUUUUGGAAAAAGGCAGCAUUGAAUCCCUGCGAACAUUCCUCUUAACCUAUGUCUUACAGAGGCCCAACCUGCAAAAAUACGUUCGGGAACAGAUUCUAUUAGCAGUAGCAGUAAUUGUAAAACGAGGAUCAUUAGAUAAGUCAAUUGACUGCAAAAGCAUUUUUCAUGAAGUCAGCCAGUUGAUAAGUAGUGGCAAUCCCACUGUGCAAACGCUGGCCUGUUCUAUUCUAACUGCACUAUUGAGUGAAUUCUCAAGUUCAAGUAAGACUAGCAACAUUGGACUGAGUAUGGAAUUCCAUGGUAACUGCAAAAGAGUUUUUCAGGAAGAAGACCUUCGCCAGAUCUUCAUGUUGACUGUUGAAGUUCUGCAGGAGUUCAGCAGGCGGGAAAACCUUAAUGCACAGAUGUCCUCAGUGUUUCAGCGUUACCUUGCACUGGCCAAUCAAGUCUUGAGCUGGAACUUUCUUCCUCCAAAUUUGGGCAGACAUUAUAUAGCUAUGUUUGAAUCCUCACAAAAUGUGCUGUUGAAGCCAACCGAGUCCUGGCGGGAGACUCUUCUGGACAGCAGAGUUAUGGACCUUUUCUUUACAGUACAUCGAAAAAUCAGAGAAGAUUCAGAUAUGGCACAAGAUUCUCUGCAGUGCCUUGCCCAGUUAGCGUCUCUGCACGGACCUGUCUUCCCUGAUGAAGGAUCACAAGUUGAUUAUCUAGCACACUUCAUUGAAGGGUUACUGAAUACUAUCAAUGGAAUUGAAAUUGAAGAUUCUGAAGCUGUGGGAAUCUCCAGCAUUAUCAGCAACCUGAUAACCGUGUUCCCUCGAAACGUUUUAACUGCCAUUCCUAGUGAACUUUUCUCCUCCUUUGUUAACUGCCUCACACACCUCACUUGUUCUUUUGGGCGAAGUGCUGCACUGGAAGAAGUGCUUGAUAAAGAUGAUAUGGUAUACAUGGAAGCAUAUGAUAAAUUGCUGGAAUCCUGGCUGACUUUGGUAAAAGAUGAUAAACAUUUCCAUAAAGGCUUUUUUACUCAACAUGCAGUUCAAGUUUUCAAUUCCUAUAUCCAGUGUCACCUAGCUGCUCCAGAUGGCACGAGGAACUUGACUGCCAAUGGUGUGGCCUCGCGUGAGGAAGAAGAAAUAAGUGAACUUCAAGAAGAUGACCGAGACCAGUUUUCUGAUCAACUAGCCAGUGUAGGAAUGCUAGGAAGAAUUGCUGCAGAACACUGUAUACCUCUUCUGACAAGUUUAUUAGAAGAAAGAGUAACAAGACUCCAUGGUCAGUUACAACGACAUCAGCAACAAUUACUUGCUUCACCUGGUUCAAGCACCAUUGACAACAAAAUGCUUGAUGAUCUCUAUGAAGAUAUUCACUGGCUGAUUUUAGUUACAGGCUACCUCUUAGCUGAUGAUACUCAGGGAGAGACUCCGCUAAUACCUCCAGAAAUAAUGGAAUAUUCCAUUAAGCAUUCAUCUGAAGUUGACAUUAAUACAACACUUCAAAUUUUGGGAUCUCCAGGAGAAAAAGCUUCUUCCAUCCCAGGGUACAACAGAACAGAUUCUGUGAUUAGGCUGUUAUCUGCAAUUCUAAGAGUUUCAGAAGUUGAAUCUCGAGCAAUAAGAGCAGAUCUUACUCAUCUACUAAGCCCUCAAAUGGGCAAAGAUAUUGUUUGGUUUCUAAAACGCUGGGCCAAGACUUAUCUCCUUGUGGAUGAAAAACUAUAUGAUCAGAUAAGUCUGCCAUUCAGUACAGCAUUUGGAGCAGAUACAGAAGGUUCUCAGUGGAUUAUUGGCUACCUCUUACAAAAAGUCAUCAGUAACCUUUCAGUCUGGAGUAGUGAGCAGGACCUUGCAAAUGAUACUGUGCAGCUCCUUGUCACUUUGGUAGAAAGAAGAGAAAGGGCAAACUUAGUAAUUCAAUGUGAAAAUUGGUGGAACCUAGCUAAGCAAUUUGCAAGCCGAAGCCCACCUCUUAAUUUCUUGUCUAGUCCUGUGCAGAGAACACUGAUGAAGGCUCUAGUCUUAGGAGGCUUUGCACAUAUGGACACAGAAACCAAACAGCAGUAUUGGACGGAGGUUCUUCAGCCACUUCAGCAGCGAUUCUUAAGAGUAAUAAACCAAGAAAACUUUCAGCAAAUGUGUCAGCAAGAGGAGGUCAAGCAGGAGAUCACUGCCACACUGGAGGCCCUGUGUGGCAUUGCGGAGGCUACCCAGAUCGACAAUGUGGCCAUUCUUUUUAAUUUUUUAAUGGACUUCCUUACCAAUUGCAUUGGGUUGAUGGAAGUUUACAAAAAUACCCCAGAGACUGUCAAUCUUAUUAUAGAAGUUUUUGUUGAAGUUGCACAUAAACAGAUAUGCUAUCUUGGAGAGUCCAAAGCUAUGAACUUAUAUGAAGCCUGCCUUACUUUGUUGCAAGUAUAUUCUAAGAAUAACUUGGGGCGGCAAAGAAUAGAUGUUACAGCAGAAGAAGAACAGUACCAAGACCUGCUUCUCAUUAUGGAGCUUCUUACUAACCUUCUGUCAAAAGAAUUCAUAGAUUUCAGUGAUACAGAUGAAGUGUUUAGAGGACAUGAGCCAGGUCAAGCCUCAAACAGAUCUGUGUCUGCAGCUGAUGUUGUUUUAUAUGGAGUAAACCUCAUUCUGCCCCUGAUGUCACAAGAUCUUUUGAAGUUUCCAACCCUUUGUAAUCAGUACUACAAAUUAAUCACAUUUAUCUGUGAGAUUUUUCCUGAAAAAAUACCACAGCUUCCCGAGGAUCUGUUUAAAAGUCUGAUGUACUCCCUGGAACUGGGAAUGACAUCAAUGAGCUCAGAGGUUUGCCAGCUCUGCCUAGAGGCCUUGACACCAUUAGCUGAACAGUGUGCAAAAGCACAAGAAACAGAUUCACCACUUUUUCUAGCAACUCGGCACUUUCUUAAGCUGGUUUUUGAUAUGCUGGUUUUGCAGAAGCACAACACAGAGAUGACCACUGCAGCUGGUGAAGCUUUCUACACAUUGGUGUGUUUGCACCAGGCUGAAUAUUCUGAACUGGUGGAAACAUUACUGUCAAGUCAGCAAGACCCAGUAAUUUACCAGAGAUUAGCGGAUGCCUUCAACAAACUCACUGCAAGCAGCACUCCUCCUACGCUGGAUCGGAAGCAAAAGAUGGCCUUCCUAAAAAGUUUAGAAGAAUUUAUGGCUAAUGUUGGUGGUCUCCUUUGUGUAAAAUAAACAAUAGAACUCUAUGCUUAAUUUAGAUCCUUUCUGCAGAGUGCACUGAAUUGCUGAAAGUUGACUUGAGUCUUGUCCUGUUCCUCAGUUCAUUUGACUAUUUUGGAUUUUGGAGAGCCUGCAGCUUUGACACAGUAUGUGAUGAAAUUGGAAAGUCAACUUUGAAUCAGAUUUGGCUGUUAGGUGUUAGCCACAAUCUGCCAUAUACAUUGUCUUCUAGAUUUUGAAUGGUUAUUUGAAAAUUUCAAAAUGUAAUUCCAUGUAUGUGCAAACAGAUAUGGGCACAUAUUCAGUGCCUUUUCCCCUUUGAUCAAAACAUAGGCAGCUAGCCAAAGUUUAGAAUUUUUGCUAUUAAAUAUUAGGUGGUCAUGUUCUAAGCAAUGUUUCUCAAAAUGUUGCUCAUAGAUCACCUUGUCUCUUUGAGGAGCUAAUUUUUAAAAGUCAAUUCUUGGGCCCAGUUAUAGACCUUCAGUUGGAACCUCUGGUUGUUGGACCCUUGAGUUUUUAUUUUAAUAAGUUCCUCCCCUCCAUCACCCUGAAAGUUUUCACUACGAGAGACAUUUGAAAAACCUUAUGAGGUUUUGUGCUUUCCAGUAUUUCCUCCCACAUAAUUAGGUUUGUGGUUCAGCAGGAAGAAAAUUGUCACCAGGUGUUUGUGAGCUUCUUUUUAGUUCCUCUCUCCCCUCUUGUUUCUCCUUCUCCACUCCUUUAUCUCCACCCUCACAGGUUUUGUGUAAUUAAUACAUAUCUCUAAUCAUGCUCUGAUGUCUAAACUUGAGAAAAAUAUGUGUAUAUUUUUGUUCCAUAAAAAGAACUUUGGGAACUGUAGCCAUUUCAUUGCCUUAAUUUUAAGAGGGAAGUUUAAAAAUAAAGGACAGAUUUGUUUUAGUAAGAAAUCAAGUCCUGAUGGUUCAGAGUUGGCUUAGAGUGUUAGCUGCUAUGAACCUGUUUGCCCCUUUUGAUCAUGUAUUUAUUUGAGUUUACAAGCGAAAUGAAAAGCGCAUUCCUGUAUAGUUAACUGUAUGAGUGCAUUUCAAUCUAGCUACACAGCCCAUAUCUACUCUGAAUGGCUUGCUUAAGCAAUAACUAUUUUAAAGGAUGUGAAUUGUGAUUCACACAGACUAUUGCACAUUGGGGCAUUAGGGCAAUAAUUAUGUUAGAGUGGGAGUUAUGCUCAUGUCACAGGAGCCACACAAAUUUAAUUUCAGAAGAUAAAAAAUUUACUUUAGAUUCUCUAGCUUAAUUUUUCUAAUCAGGAUUUUUAUACUGCUGCCAUGUUCCCCCUAAGUUUUUGUGCCAGCUUAAAUUAUGGAAACAAAAGCUGAUUUAUAAGCUGCAGGCAUAGAAAACUGGCCACUGCAAUCCUAGAGUCAUACAAUACAGUGAGGUAGAGGACUCUAGCACAGGUGCAUUGAGACUGUGCUGUGAAGGGCAGGCCUUAUUCUUCCGUACGUGCUGGACCUGUCUGCUAAACCACCCUGUGAGUGCAGUUAUUAAAUCUGGAUUGCACAUAGCAUAUGCGUCUUCACAUAGGAUGUGAAAAGCUCUGCAAAGCUUUGUCUAACUCUGUGCUGUUAACAGUUGCAGUUAACAAAACAGAAGCAUCUAAAUAAUAUCCAACCUGUGCCUGUGAUGUUAGGUAGGAGUGAAAGGCCUAUAGCCACAACAGAAUCAUUUUAAUUUGAUCACCAUUGAGAAACAAUAAAGGUAGAGCAAAAACAUCUUAAAAGACUUCAAAGAACACCAGUAUCACUCUUCAUGGAAUACAUAUCUUUGUACUUUGAAAAAUAUUUUGAUCUGUUUCUUUUUAGAAUUUUUUUUUCCUGGAAGAACUUAAAGUGAUAGGCAGCAGUAGUCACUUCGUUUUUUUGUUGUUCCUGAUAUUUUGUGCUUCAUAGCUCCCUUAAGCUUUUGCAGCAGUUGUGAGUUAUGUGUGUCUGUGUGUGAUAAGUACAGUCCCUGAGACAACUGAAUGGAUAGGUGCACUGGCUAGGACACAACUAUAAUUAGUUUAUUAUUAAAAGUAAAACAUGAGUAGGAAAAGAAUGCCUUGUAGUAAAGAGGCAUCUAUAUUCAACAACAGCUACCCAUGAAAUGUAUUUGCUAAAUUUUGCCCAGAUCCUGUUACAGCACUGAAAUUUUAUUAGACCAGUUUUAUGUAAGACAACAUUUACUCAGAUUGGACCAAAUGAUACUGAAGAGAUUACCACAGUGUCACUUAAUGUCAAACUAGGGGAGAGAGGAGGAACAAUCACCAUAUUUUAAGUAAUGGGGAUGCCACUUAAUUGCACCAUCUAGAUUCUUCAGGGUGUUUGUGUUUUUGUUUGCCUGAUUAGUCACUUGGAGCUUCUUUUAUUUUGUCCAGCUUUUUCUUUAACUAUGUUUAUUAGCUCUUCAGAUUUUUAAAUUUUACUUAACCUUAGCCCAGUGAAUAUUGAGAAUACUGGCUUGAUUAUAAUAAAUGUUUUUCCUUUUAAAACUGUUGUUAAAAGAUUUUUCAAAUAUUAUUUGUCGUCUUUUUAUAUAUGCUAAAGGGACACUGUCAAGUAUUUGAUUUUUAAACUUUCUGUUGUUCACACAGUAUUCUUUCACCUCAUUUUCCAUGCGUCCUUUGUUUUAUUUAUGUCUCAAUUUAUGUUCCUUGACCCAUUUGUUUCCCAUUAUGUAAUCACUGAACAUUUUGUAUCCUCACAAUUUGUUAAUGUAACAGCAGCUGUAACUGUUCUUAUCUCUCUUGCUAAAAGGGGUGGUUUGAUUUUAUGGUCCUUGUGCUGGAUGACUGCCUUAAUAGCGAAACUUGCUUGACAGUGUCCUUUUCAACACAAUUAUUUAGGUCAUUCUGCUGGGUGUCUUUCCUUUGGAAGGCAGUAGCAUGUUAACAUUGAGUUUUCGUCUCAUCAACAUUGUGAUGUUUUAUGUAAACAAACUUUGCAAUUCAUUAAGCUAAUUUUAAGAAUUCAACCUUAUUUUAUUGUACCUAAUAUAUAUUACAUUACUCUGUUCAGAUGAGAUGGUUAGUAUGUUUUUCCCAAUUUUCAUUUCCAAACCAUGUAUCUAUAUACUUUCCCCUUUGUCAACAUCAUUUAACUCUCCUCUUAUUUAAUGGUUGGACUUUUCUUUUGCCAAAAAUGUCAUCUUUAUUUUCCUGAUAUCACCAAGUUUCUUGUCUGUUAAUUCUUCCAUGAACCUCUCAAAUAUUGAAAAGAAAAUAGCUGUCAGCUUCAAAGAUUUCAGGUUUGAGUCUCCUAGUGUACAGUGUUGAUUCUACCCUGAAAAUACUAUUUUUCUCUGUUAUAAUUUUACUUGUGUUCUGUUUACCAUCUCUGUUGUAGAGGUGGUUGUCAUUGGACCUUAUUAAGUUGGUUGCAUCUGACGGGUCAUUGUCAUCAUUGGUUCCUGAGUAAAAUAUUAAGCUUUUAAGUUAGAAGGAACCUCAGUACUUCUUAGGGUUUUGUUUUGUUUUGUUUUUAAGCCAGAGAAUAAAGAAAUGUUUUGAAUAUGAGGUUUCAACAAAAGUUUCUGUAAAAUUUUCUACAAAACAACAUAGAUGAUUUGAAGAUAUAAUGAUGUGUAGAUUAUUUUUAAAUGUAAGUAAAUUCUCUGAGUUGGUAACUUCUGAAUACACUGCAUUUAAGAAUUCUUUAAAACUUGGUUUUUCUAAAAUUAAAAAAUGUCCACAUUAGGCAUAUUGCUGAGCUUGAAUUGAUUAGAAGUGCCAUGGUUCAAGUUGAACUUUAAACAUUUCAGUUUAGUUGUAAAUAAUGUGAUAUAUACCUGAUUGAUUAUAAUGGGAACCCAUGACAUAUUUAGCCAAAGAAUAUAUUUGGUUCAGGUAAAGAUAGAAGCUUAAUAAUGGGCAUCCAUUUCUAUUUUAAAAAGGAUUUUCAUGGCGAAAUCUGUUUCUGGCCUGUAGCACUCUGUCUUUGUGAAGACCGAACACCCUGAGCCAGCUCCAUGGUGAUCCCUGGUAUGAACUGGGAGGUGUAGCUUGUGCAUUACACCUUCAGCGAGGCUCCACUAAGUACCAUCUCCCCUCCUUACACCCUGUGGCUGAGUCUUCACCUGUUCCCAGGCCUUCAGCAGGGAGGUUUGGUUUGCUCCAGUCUGUGUUCUUAGACCUCUCAGCUGCUCGGCGCUGUCAGGUGUGCACUCACAGCUGAUGUUUCUAGUCAAGUUCAGCACCAUAUCUGCACCAUGUAACUACUGGGGGUCUGACCUCAAGUGUCCUCUGAGCCCAGGCUACCUGGUGUGGAAUCUUCUGUCACAAAGUUACUAUGACAGAUUGCAAAUGUUGGUAUUGUGAUUUGAUUCUCUGUACAAAGAAGCUCUGUGCGGUGCGUUUGUGGUUUAAUGGUCACAAAAUGUUAGCACUGCUAUAUUAAGUACAUGUAAAAUUUUUUAAAUUUAUAAAUAUUAA
Messenger RNA from Fukomys damarensis (Damara mole-rat), 7952 nucleotides. RefSeq names its product exportin 4 (gene Xpo4). Gene Ontology annotation, molecular function: nuclear export signal receptor activity. Lineage: Eukaryota; Metazoa; Chordata; Mammalia; Rodentia; Bathyergidae. Gene Ontology annotation, cellular component: nuclear pore; cytoplasm. The transcript is spliced from 23 exons. The record is from RefSeq and is a predicted model, not a curated record. Gene Ontology annotation, biological process: protein export from nucleus. The coding region runs from base 80 to 3535 and encodes 1151 amino acids.